GGAGGAGGGGCGGCAGCACCUCACAAAAUGGCAGUGAAGUUGUGGCGCCUCUCCACUGUUGUAACUUUCUAGAAACUUGCCUUCUGGGAGUUAUGGGAAACGUGCCCCCUCACGUGCUUGGGAGUGAUGCUCAUGGGGAGGCGUCUCACCAGAAGCACCAAUCCGGAAAGGCUCAAGGCGGAUGGAAGGAAGGGAAGCUGACCGCUAUCGCGUGCCCUGCCCCAGCCUAACACUGGGAACCUGUGUGGGGCGCCAGAGUCCGAAAGAGAAGUUUUGCGCUCAGCAGGACCGCUGGCGCCAGCGGGAGAACCAGGAAGCGCAGCUCUCCCCUUAGCUGACUCUGGUGCUCUCUACAGGCGGCCUUCACUAUCAACUGCACAGCGGGCAGAGGCAGAGGAACACAGAACCUUCUCACACAGCGGGAUAAAAGGAUGCAGGCUUCUCCACUUCAAACAAGUCAACCAACUCCACCUGAAGAACUUCAUGCUGCUGCCUAUGUGUUUACAAAUGAUGGGCAGCAAAUGAGGAGUGAUGAAGUAAAUCUGGUUGCAACAGGGCAUCAAAGCAAAAAGAAACAUUCCAGAAAAUCCAAGAGACACUCUUCAUCUAAGAGAAGGAAGAAUAUGUCCUUGUGGUUAGACAAACAGGAAGAUGCUGCAGUCACUCACAGCAUUCGUGAAGAGAGGAUAAAUAACGGCCAACCAGCAGCUGAUAACGUCUUGUCAACUGCUCCACGAUGGCCUGGUAAUAUGGCAGCAGCAGGAAUUUCAUCCAUGAGUAUGAGAGAUCUGUAUGCUACCAUCGCUCACAAUAUCCGUGAAGAGAGGAUGGAAAAUGGCCAAUCUCGAACUGAUAAAGUCUUGUCAACUGCUCCACCACAGCUUGUUCAUAUGGCUGCAGCUGGUAUUCCAUCCAUGAGUACCAGGGAUCUGCAUUCUACCGUCACUCACAAUAUCCGUGAAGAGAGAAUGGAAAAUGGCCAACCCCAACCUGAUAACGUCUUGUCAACUGGUCCCACAGGGCUUAUUAAUAUGGCAGCAACUCCUAUUCCAGCCAUGAGUGCCAGAGAUCUCUAUGCUACAGUCACUCACAAUGUCUGUGAACAGAAGAUGGAAAAUGUCCAACCAGCACCUGAUAACGUGUUGUUGACUCUUCGACCACGGCGUAUUAAUAUGACAGACACUGGUAUUUCACCCAUGAGUACCAGGGAUCCAUAUGCUACCAUCACUUACAAUGUCCCUGAGGAGAAGAUGGAAAAGGGCCAACCCCAACCUGAUAACAUCUUGUCAACUGCUUCAACAUGGCUUAUUAAUGUGGCAGGAGCUGGUACUCCAGCCAUCAGCACCAAUGGCCUGUAUUCCACCGUCCCUCACAAUGUCUGUGAAGAGAAGAUGGAAAAUGACCAACCGCAACCUAAUAACGUAUUGUCAACUGUUCAACCAGUGAUUAUUUAUUUGACAGCAACUGGUAUUCCGGGCAUGAAUACCAGGGAUCAGUAUGCUACCAUCACUCACAAUGUCUGUGAAGAGAGGGUGGUAAAUAACCAACCACUACCUAGUAACGCCUUGUCAACUGUUCUACCAGGGCUUGCUUAUUUGGCAACAGCUGAUAUGCCAGCCAUGAGUACCAGGGAUCAGCAUGCUACCAUCAUUCACAAUCUGCAUGAAGAGAAGAAAGAUAACAGCCAACCAACCCCUGAUAACGUCUUGUCAGCUGUCACACCAGAGCUUAUUAACUUGGCAGGAGCUGGUAUUCCACCCAUGAGUACCAGGGAUCAGUAUGCUACUGUCAAUCACCAUGUCCAUGAAGCAAGGAUGGAAAAUGGCCAACGAAAACAGGAUAACGUCUUGUCAAAUGUUCUAUCCGGGCUUAUUAAUACGGCAGGAGCUAGUAUUCCAGCAAUGAGUUCCAGGGAUCUGUAUGCUACCAUUACUCACAGUGUUCGUGAAGAGAAGAUGGAAAGUGGCAAACCCCAAACUGAUAAGGUCAUAUCAAAUGUUGCACCACAGCUUGGUCAUAUGGCUGCAGGUGGUAUUCCAUCCAUGAGUACCAAGGAUCUGUAUGCCACCGUCACUCAAAAUGUCCAUGAAGAGAGGAUGGAAAAUAACCAACCACAACCUAGUUGUGACUUGUCAACUGUUCUACCAGGACUUACUUAUUUGACAGCAGCUGGUAUUCCGGCCAUGAGUACCAGGGAUCAGUAUGCUACCGUCACUCACAAUGUCCAUGAAGAGAAGAUUAAAAAUGGCCAAGCAGCAUCCAAUAAUGUCUUCUUGACUGUUCCACCAGCACUUAUUAAUAUGGCAGCAACUGGUGUUUCAUCCAUGAGUACCAGGGAUCAGUAUGCUGCAGUCACUCACAACAUCCGCGAAGAGAAGAUAAAUAACAGCCAACCAGCACCUGGUAACAUCUUGUCAACUGCUCCUCCAUGGCUUUGUCAUAUGGCAGCAGCUGGAAUUUCACCCACGAUUACCAGGGAUCUGUAUGUCACCGCCACUCACAAUGUCCAUGAGGAGAAGAUGACAAAUGGCCAACAGGCACCUGAUAACUCCUUGUCAACGGUUCCACCUGGUUGUAUUAAUCUGUCAGGAGCUGAUGCUACUGUCAUUCACGAUAUCCAGGACGAGGAGAUGGAAAAUGAUCAAACCCCUCCUGAUGGCUUCCUGUCAAAUUCUGAUUCACCAGAGCUGAUAAAUGUGACAGGACAUCGUAUGCCACCCAAUGCGUUGGAUUCUUUCUCUCACGACUUCACAAGUCUCAGCAAAGAUGAGCUGCUUUACAAACCUGAUAGUAAUGAAUUUGCGGUAGGCACCAAAAACUACAGUGUCUCUGCAGGUGACCCACCAGUUACAGCAAUGUCUUCAGUGGAAACUGUGCCAAAUACACCACAAAUAUCUCCUGCCAUGGCAAAGAAAAUUAAUGAUGAUAUAAAAUAUCAAUUAAUGAAAGAAGUUCGAAGGUUUGGGCAAAAUUAUGAAAGAAUUUUCAUUUUGCUUGAAGAGGUACAAGGAUCUAUGAAAGUCAAGAGACAAUUUGUUGAAUUUACCAUCAAGGAAGCAGCAAGGUUUAAAAACGUUGUCUUAAUUCAGCAACUCAAGAAGGCGCUUAAAGAAAUAGAUUCCCACUGCCAUCUCAGAAAAGUUAAGCACAUGAGAAAAAGAUAAUUGUGUUAGUGCAAAGACCAAGGAGAAACAAGGACAUAUGCUGUAGGAUGGAACAGGUUAUUGCUGAAGCUUCCUAUAAGCCUGAAAUGAAGAGAAUUCCCUUCCAGAAGCUACGAAAAAGGGAGCUGUUUAAAUUUAAUAAAUCUCUGUUAGUAAAAGCUGCA
This is a messenger RNA of Gorilla gorilla gorilla (western lowland gorilla), 3328 nucleotides long. It is a transcript of the gene SAGE1, whose product is annotated as sarcoma antigen 1. The record is from RefSeq and is a predicted model, not a curated record. The transcript has 20 exons. Lineage: Eukaryota; Metazoa; Chordata; Mammalia; Primates; Hominidae. Gene Ontology annotation, biological process: snRNA 3'-end processing. The coding region runs from base 432 to 3164 and encodes 910 amino acids. Gene Ontology annotation, cellular component: integrator complex.